UCGUGAACAGCAUCUGAUCUGUGAACGCUACGACGAGAGAGAGGUUAUAUUUGUACUUCGUUUACGAACAAGUAAUCUCGCACUUCGCCAUGGAAGAUAAGAACGCAUCUGGUAAUGCUGCAGCUGUAGAGAACACGGCUGCUUCUCCGCCAGCCAAGAAGACCGCCAAGUCGAAGGCGAAAGCCCAACGGCCGAAGUCGAAUCAUCCGUCAACCGCCGAGAUGGUAACCACUGCCAUCAAGGAGCUGAAAGAUCGCAAGGGCUCGUCCGUGCAGGCCAUCAAAAAGUACAUCGCUUCGACGUACAAGAUCGAUGGCGAGAAAUGUGCUCCCUUCAUCAAGCGAUACCUGAGAGCAGCGGUUACUUCCGGCGCGGUGGUGCAGACCAAGGGGAAGGGUGCGUCUGGCUCCUUCAAACUUCCGAUCGCCAAGUCUAACAAGAAGACUACUAAGAAAGGACCUGCGAAGAAACCAAAAACACCCGUUAAGAAGGCCCCGGUUGAGAAGAAGAAGCCGCCGAAGAAAGCGCCCGCGACGAAGAAGGUCGAGGUAGAGAAGGUAGCUGAGAAGAAGCCAGCGGCGCAGAAGAAGACCGCUAAAACAGCAGCGGCAAAGAAGGUCGAGGCCGCAGCUAAGCAGAGGGCUGCCGCUCAAACGAAAAAUCUUUCCAAGACUAAGAAGGCUACCAAAGCCCCGGCUGCCAAGACAAAAACACCCAAACCGAAGACCACUAAGGCAACGGCUGCUAAGACUGGCAAAGCAGCGAAGAAAUAAUUUUCUGAUUUUAAAACUGGCCCUUUUCAGGGCCCCAAAUUAUCAUACGUCAUGGAACCUCUCUCUCACUAUUUCCCUCAACAACUGAUAUUUCCUUGAAAAUAUAAUUAAUAGUCAAAUUAUUUAAUUAAAACCAACUUUAAAAAAACUUUGUGUUUAAACAAAGUAGCAUCUACAUGCAACUCGUGGAAGACGAUCCGUCGAAAUAAAAACUUUAUUUGAGCUCGUUUUAUCGAAUAACCUCUAAUUAGUUUGAGCUGCUUUGAAUUGAACAUUGAAUUCCGUUUUAUGUUUGUAAAAUGGGAAAUGUUUAUUGGAAAUUUUUCAUUAUUUCAGCAAUAAACUCGCUAACAU
This is a messenger RNA of Ooceraea biroi (clonal raider ant), 1127 nucleotides long. Its product is annotated as histone H1-III. The record is from RefSeq and is a predicted model, not a curated record. Gene Ontology annotation, biological process: negative regulation of DNA recombination; chromosome condensation; nucleosome assembly. Lineage: Eukaryota; Metazoa; Arthropoda; Insecta; Hymenoptera; Formicidae. Gene Ontology annotation, cellular component: nucleosome; nucleus. Gene Ontology annotation, molecular function: nucleosomal DNA binding; double-stranded DNA binding; structural constituent of chromatin.